GAUAUCGAUACGCACACACCUCACACACAUACAGAAUAGUAUUUUCGUGCAUUAUUUACAGUUAACAUCAGCGUGUGUAGAGUGGAGCUGCAGCAGCCAACUGCGACGACGUCAGCAGCAGCGGGGGUGUAAACAGUAUUGAUAUUUGUGGUUGUUGUGUUUGUUGUUCGCCGCCAUGAGCUGGUUCGAGAAGGCCAAAACGGUGCUGAUCGAGGCACUGGACAUCCAGGACGAUGACAGCAAGGCAGCGGCCAUCACAGAUAAAGCGGACAAAGGAGCCGCUAGCACCAGCAGUGGCCAGCUUAAGGAGAGCGACGGAGCAGGACCAGUGGCAGGCACAUCCUCCUCUAGUUCCUCGGUUCCUGCCACCCCCGCCGCCGGCGACACGCCCACAUUCUUUGACAAUCCGCAUGCCAACGAAAUGGUCACCAUUCCGCCCAGGGCCAGCGAUCCUGCAAACACCACGACCACCACAAACACAUCGACACCGUACGCCAAGCGUCAGUCGGCCACCUCGGAUUCGGUGGACCUGCUCUCCUCGCCCACAUCACCCGUAGAGGAGGUAUCUGCCUCCGUCUCCGCUUCUGUUUCCGCCUCCAUUUCUGCCGGCAACAAACGUCAUUCGGAAUCUUCACUGGAACUCAUCACGGCGACCACGGCCAGUGAGCUGGAGAUGGAAAUGGAGCUAUCACCGGACACGGAGCCCUCGCUGCCCGACAGCAUUGUGAUCAUAGCCAGCAACGAUACCUCGGAUAAUGCCGAAGGCGAUGGCGAGGACGACGAAGAUGAUGAUGAGGAGGAUGAGGACGAGGGCACACAGUUAGAGCGGCAUAUGGAAGAUCAUCUUAACGACUCCACCAAGACGAUGAAGGCCUUGGUAUUCAGCGACACCCAGGCAGCUGGCAAUGUGGCUGCCGGGGGCGCCGAUUCCGAUUCCACGCAGAGCUUCGAGGACAUUCAGAUGAUGCAGCUGAGCCACAAGGGUGCCUCAACCUCGGGCAAGUCACACUUGACCACCAGCCCCAAUGCCAAGCCAGAGAUGAUGGUGGACCAAAGCUAUUCAUCCACAUCGUCAGACAUCGAGAUCAUCUCAAAUCCGAACGGUGACUCCAGCACCAACAGCACCACAACACGAACGAGUCCACAAAAGUUCAAGGAGCUGGCAGCGGCAGGCAAGGCGGCGGCUGCUGGCGGCGUUGGUUGCUCUGGCAGCGCUUUAAAGCCCAAGGGCCAUCAUCGCGAACCCUCAGAGAUCUCGCUGCUGUCGGAGGACUCGCAAUCGGAGCUGGACAAGCUGGUGCACCGCAUCAGCGAACUGAACCAGGUGAUCGAGGCCCGCGAACAGCGUCUGCUGCAGUCGGAGCGACAGAAUGCCGAACUCCUGGAGCGCAAUCAGGAGCUACGUGCCCGCAUCGAGGCGGCCGCCAACAGUGCCAACAGUCCCGAUGCCGCCGAUGAUGCUGUGCAGCGUCUGUCUGCUCUGGAGAAGAAGUUCCAGGCCAGUAUCCGGGAGCGUGAUGCUCUGCGCAUUCAAAUCAAGAGCCUGCGCGAUGAACUCCAGAACAAGAUACCCAGGGAUGAGCUAACCGAAUGCAACGAGAUGAUAGCCGGCCUUCAAUCGGAGGGGGAGAAGCUCUCCAAAGAGAUACUCCAGCAGUCAACGAUCAUUAAGAAGCUGCGGGCCAAGGAGAAGACCUCGGAUACGCUGCUUAAGAAGAACGGUGAGCAGAUCUCGCUGUUGUCCAGCGAAUCGGAGCGACUGAAGCGUUCACUGGCCGCCAAGGAGGAGAUGGAGCGCACCCAGAUCGAGGCCGUGUGCCGGAUGACGGCCGAGAAACGACGGGCGGACGAUGACUACGCCGAGGGACGUGGUCGUAUCAAGGACUUGCAGUCACAGCUGGCCGCUCUUCAAAUCAAAUUCGAUAGCCUCGAGUCAGACAUCCAGAAGCAGGCACGCCUCAAGCACGAACGCAUGCGAGCCGAGCACGAUGAGUUCGUCCAGCAGAACUCCGAUUUACGUGAGAAGCUCCGUCUUGCCGAGCACAAUCUGGUGCGGCGGGAGCAACAGCUGCGCGAGGAGAACCGACAACUAGUCUGCCGCCUGGAAGCGGCCGAACUGCGGGCAGAGAGCUCCACCCAGGAGCUUAGUGCCACCACAAGCCCACUUAUACGACAAAUAGAGUCCCUGCAGCGUACGCUGGACCAACGUUCGGCGGGCUGGAAUCGCGAGGAACAGCAGCUGCUCCAAAAACUGGACGCUGCCGAGGUGCAGAUUCGUUCCCUAACGCACUUGAAUACGGUCCAGGAGGAGAAGUAUGCCUUGCUAAGCACCCGUAGCGCUCAGGUCGAGGAGAAGCUCUCGAGUGCCCUGCUGGAGGCCACAACGCGGCAGAGGGAGUUGCGCCAGCUGGAGGCCAAUGCCACCGGCAAGGACAAUGAUUUUAAGAAGCAAAUCAACUCUUUGGAGGAGAAAAUUCAACAGCAGACAAAAACCAUAGCUGAACUGGAGCAACUAUGUAAGCAGCAGCAACAGCUGGCGAAGGCGGAGGCGGAUCACCAUAAGCAACUGAAGCCCCACAGUAGUUUGCUCACCGUGGAAGCCGUAGAGAUGGCCGGAAGGAUGCAACAACAGCAACAGCCACACAUGACCACAAAAGCCCAGCCAGGGGCAGUUCGUUCCUCGCCACCGAUGAGCCUGGUGGAUGAUGAGGAGGAGGCCCUGGGACACAUAAUAGACUGGCAGGCGGAUGAUCUUGAUUGCGCUUCCAAUUCGGGCCGCCAGCCAUCGGGCAUUAUUCAGGGCGUUCAUCUCAAUUUUCUAGCGGCCAACACUACCACCUCGACGCUGGAAAACUUGCAGGCUCUGCUGAAGCAACGUGACGGCGAGCUAACCCAUAUGCAGUGGGAAUUGUCGCGCCUGCGAGCCGAACGCGAUGUCCUGGACGGCGAGAUAUCCAAUGUUACCUUUGAAUUGGAGACAUUUAAGGAGAAAGUCGUGGAGUUUGAGGAGAUGCAGACGGAAUACGUGGAUCUGCAGCAUCGCUACGAUGCCCUGCUGCAGAUGUAUGGCGAGAAGGUGGAGCGCACCGAUGAGCUGGAGCUAGAUCUCACGGAGCUGAAGGCCGCCUAUAAGCUGCAGAUUGAUGAAUUGCUUGCAGCACCGCCGCCGAAUCUGCAACUCAUACCGAAGCAGACAUGAUUGUCGCUGGAGCGCCGGCUUGUUGUCUCGCUGCCAUGUCUACGUCGUCGUGCAACGUGGCCAUCGUAGCAGUUCCCAUUCCCACAAAUAUCCCAUGUAAAUGCGACUUAGUAUAAAUAUCUAUGAUUUGCGACA
This is a messenger RNA of Drosophila serrata, 3334 nucleotides long. It is a transcript of the gene Tmf, whose product is annotated as TATA element modulatory factor. NCBI's taxonomy places the organism in Eukaryota, Metazoa, Arthropoda, Insecta, Diptera, Drosophilidae. The record is from RefSeq and is a predicted model, not a curated record. Gene Ontology annotation, cellular component: Golgi apparatus; endoplasmic reticulum.